Messenger RNA from Pseudophryne corroboree (corroboree frog), 5254 nucleotides. It is a transcript of the gene INPP5E, whose product is annotated as inositol polyphosphate-5-phosphatase E. The transcript has 11 exons. Gene Ontology annotation, cellular component: nucleus; axoneme; Golgi apparatus. NCBI's taxonomy places the organism in Eukaryota, Metazoa, Chordata, Amphibia, Anura, Myobatrachidae. Gene Ontology annotation, biological process: phosphatidylinositol dephosphorylation. Gene Ontology annotation, molecular function: phosphatidylinositol-4,5-bisphosphate 5-phosphatase activity; inositol-polyphosphate 5-phosphatase activity. The record is from RefSeq and is a predicted model, not a curated record. Bases 490 to 2361 code for a protein of 623 amino acids.
AUGGCCUCAGCCCAUGACCUGGGUGUGAUGACAGUGUAUACAGCAGCGGCGUGUGGCGGUGUGCCGGUACUGUGCUCCUCCCGCCGGCAGGGGGCGCUGAGUGUCGCCAUGGCGCCGUAUGUAAGCAUGGUUACCUGGGACCUGGGAUGUUUAUUAUGCUCCGUACACACCGGCACCCUGCAGCCCCAGCCGCGGUGAGUGAGGGGCCGGCGGGGGGACCCGGGGCCGUACAGGCUCCGCUACUCGUUCCCUUCUGUUACUGAGCUGGACAGUGACAAAGGUUCUCUUCUGCGAUCACAUCGGAACCGGGCGGAUUAUCAGUACGGUGCGGCCUACCUGUUCAUGUGUAAUGUCCGGUCUGAUAAUUCACCGCAGUAUCAUGGAGCAGAGUCCGGUCACCCCAUGGCUGCUUUGACUGUGUCCCGGUUCUGUCUCGGUAGACCAGCAUGUGCGUUCCACGUAGCCGGACGUCCAUAACUCCUGUUCAUCAUGCCCAUCAAGAUGGAGAAGCAGACGGUCUGUAAUGCUCGGGACUCUGGGCAAGAGAAUUCCGUCGCAAGCGAUGACGGGGUGACGCAGAUUUUGCCGUUUCCACAGAGCAAGCAGCGGGAUGUCAGGGAUUGGAUAAACAGACAAGAUCAGGAGGUAAACUCUUCUCAUAAUAAGGCAAUUCAACGUAAUAAAGAUCAUACGCCCAAACCGCCCGCAAAACCAAGGUUACCCAAACUGCAGAGAGCGUUGUCCCUGGACGAGAAACGCUGGCGGCGGACGCUAAGAACAAGCCAGUGGAGCUUAACAGACCAGAUAGAAACUGGGUCAUCCUCGGGUUCUCUCCAGGAAGACUUCGAGGAUCCUGCUGCCAGGUGUUCCGGCCCGCAGACUGACCCCACACUGUGCUCCGCUCACCCGCAACCUUCUCUAACGAGCCAGAGCCUGGGUAUGGCAUCAGGAUUCCUGAAAGGCGGUUCACUUUCAAACACCAGGCCGAAACUCGCACAGACCAAGCUGAAGCAAAGUCUCUCACAGUUAGAACUGAACGCAACCACGAGAGCGAUGAGGACGGGUAAUAGGAUAGAGCCAGAUUACCUGGAUUAUAAGAGCAAUCAUUUUCUCAGACAUAGCAGCAGCCUGAGUGACACACGGCUCCACAAUAUGGUGUGUGACCAGUGCUCCAGCAACUCGAUGAGGAGUACGUACAGCCUGCUGACCCCCCUGCGCUCCAAGGACGUCCGGAACAGAAGCUACUUGGAGGGGAGCCUGCUGGCCACCGGAGCGUUGCUGGGAGCGGAGGAACUGGAUCGAUAUUUCCCAGAUAGACGGCUGAGAAUCUCUGUUUCUACCUGGAACAUGCAAGGACGGAAGGAAUUGCCGGAGACUCUGGAUGACUUCUUGCUGCCGUCAGACAAUGAUUUUGCACAGGACAUGUACGUUGUCGGCGUCCAGGAAGGAACCCCAGACAGGCGAGAAUGGGAGACGCGACUACAGGAGACCCUCGGGCCGCAUUACGUCUUAUUCCACUCGUCAGCGCAUGGUGUCCUCUACCUGUCUGUCUUCACCCGGCGGGACCUGAUCUGGUUCUGCUCAGAGGUGGAAUACGCCACGGUGACCACACGCAUGGUGUCUCAGAUCAAGACCAAAGGCGGCCUCGGUGUGUCCUUCACCUUCUUCGGAACAUCCUUCCUCUUCAUCACCUCCCAUUUCACAUCCGGCGAUGGAAAAGUGAGCGAGAGGAUUUUUGACUACAAAAAGAUUAAGGAGAGCCUGGCCCUGCCCCGUAACAUUCCCGACACAAACCCGUAUCGCUCCAGUCCCUUGGACGUCACCAGCCGCUUCGAUGAGGUUUUCUGGUUUGGAGACUUCAACUUCCGGCUGAACAAGGACCGUCCGGGCGUGAUCUCAAUCCUAGGGCGCAAGCUGGAGAGAGACGUUUCCGGCCUGCUGCAGUACGACCAGCUUCUCCGAGAGAUGAGCCACGGAUCCAUAUUUAAAGGGUUUGAAGAAGCCACAAUUAACUUCCCUCCCACAUACAAGUUUGAUGUUGGCUGUGACAAAUACGACUCCUCAUCCAAAGAGAGAACCCCGUCCUACACGGACAGGGUGCUGUACAAGAGUCGGCAUAAAGGCGACAUCCGUGUUCUCAAAUACGAUUCUUGCUCGGAGAUAAAGACCUCUGACCACCGGCCGGUGUUUGGGUUGUUUGAAGUUCGGAUAAGACCUGGAAGAGACAACAUUCCGCUGGCCGCCGGGCUGUUUGACCGCGAGCUGUAUUUGCUGGGCAUGAAGAGACGGAGUUCACGAGAGCAGCCGAAGCAUCAAGCACUAAAGAAUCAAAAAAGCAGCAGCGUCUGCGCAAUCUCCUGAAGGACGGAGCGCGGAGGGGAGGACGUGUAGGAAGUGCACCAGAGGCCUUCUCUGUGGAUCCAGCUAUUCUGUGGGCUGAGCCAAUAUUCACUUAUAGAGAGGCAGAGAAGCGUGCUGGGGGGGGGGUAUAUAAUUACACAGGUGUGUAGCGUCACUGUAAGGUAAGUACAUUUGUAUCUGUGCUCCUAGAGGAUCGGCUGGAAUAAAAUCCCUGAGAGUCACUAACGCUACUCGCCCUGUGUUCCAGCGCUCCGUCCCACCGUCUCCACGCGUUUCACACAAGUCAUUCAUUCCGCUAUUUAUACUCUGUGUGUACCAAUGAUGUGUGUGAACGCCGUCGUUCACACACACAUAUCGCGUCGGCCCUGCAGCACACACGAUAACCAAUAUAUCUACAGAUAUAAUGGUGCAUUGCUGUGUGUGUACUGAUAGACAGCCGACCGCCCGCACACAUGCUGCAGCAGCCGACGGUGAUUGACAGCUGACAUGGGCGGCGCAUGUAAAACCCCGUCCAGUUCGUGACGUCAGUCAUGACGGAUCGGGCAGUGUAUAUGCGCAACACUCUGCCCGAUCCGGCUAUAGAUAUAUCUGCAGAUUCAUUGAUCUUAUAUCUAUCAGUGUGUACCCAGUGUUACUGGUAUAUAAAUAAGAUUAUGUUUAAACAAGGGACAACUAGUUUCAUACAAACAAAAGAAACCCAAUAAUAGAUGCGAUUAUACUUCCUGUAAUUAAGUAGUAUAUAAAAAUGUGUCCCCGCACACACCGGUCAUCAGAUAGCCGCACUUAGCGCGGCCUCUGCGACUUACACGCACCUUCUGAAAAUAUGCGUCGUCUUCUGCUCCUUUAUACCGAUUAUUUUGUAAUAAAGUUCUAAUCCUGAAUACAUAAUACAAUAUUAGGGAAUUUAGACGCAAAAUGCCGGUAAAGUAUAACAGACUGAGAUCCUCUGAGUGACCCGCGUCAUCUGCCACAUCUUCCCACAGGAUUAGCUAUUUACUACACUGUGAGUUCAGGAAGUAGUACGGAAUCUGGGUAAAAAGCCAAACGACAGGUGCACUAUACCGGUGACUCGCCACGCAUCGUUAUUCCUGAUCUGCCACCAUCCAAUCCAUUUACACACAUCCUACGUACCGUGCUUGGAGGCAGAUUCAGAGAUGGGACACUAUAGCUACAGCCGAUGUGUAUGUGACGCAGUAUCCGUCAUCUGAGUAACCCUCCGUGUACUCAGGGUGGCAGGGAAAGUCACGCGGCUCAAGCAAAUGAAACUACAGGGGGUCAUUCCGAGUUUAUCGCUCGUUAGCAGUUUUUAGCAGCCAUGCAAACGCUAUGCCGCCGCCCACUGGGAGUGUAUCUUAGCUUAGCAGACGUGCGAACGUUUUUAUCGCAGAGCACCUGCAAAAAUUUUUGUGUAGUUUCAGAGUAGCUCAAAACCUACUCGGCGCUUGCGAUCACUAGACUAUUCAGUUCCGGAUUUGCCGUCACACACCCGCCCAGCGUUCGCCCAGCCACGCCUGCGUUUUCCCUGGCACGCCUGCAUUUUUCCGAACACUCCUUGAAAACGGUCUGUUGACACCCAGAAACGCCCACUUCAUGUCAAUCACUCUGCGGCCAGCAGUGCGACUGAAAUGCAUCGCUAGACCCUGUGCAAAACUGCAUCGUUCGUUGUGCCCGUAUGUCGCGCGUGCGCAUUGCGCCGCAUAUGCAUGCGCAGAACUACUGUUUUUUAGCCGGAUCGCUGCGCUGCCAACAUAUGCAGCUAGUGAUCAACUUGGAAUGACACCCUACGUCUCUGGUACAGCAGCUUAAAUAAAAUAUUCAGUCUACUUCCCCGCCAGGCCAUCGCUGCUUCCCCUCACGGCCAUUACACUGCGCCUCAUAUCAGUCAUACUGUCCCAGCAUCAGGUGUAAGAUGGCGGCUGGCGGACACACGGUCACACACUGAGGUGCGUAGUGUCAUCAGAUAUCAGCCAUACUGUCCCAGCAUCAGGUGUAAGAUGGCGGCUGGCGGACACACGGUCACACACUGAGGUGUGUAGUGUCAUCAGAUAUCAGCCAUACUGUCCCAGCAUCAGGUGUAAGAUGGCUGCUGGCGGACACACGGUCACACACUGAGGUGCGCCAACUUGUCGCGGUGUACGGUGAUAGUAUCAUGUCAUGGGAACAGGUUUGGGUUUGGUGCACUGCCUUUGAUAAUGGCAGGACAGGCGUUCAACAUGAAAAGCAUUCCGCCUGGCCAAGAACCAAACUGGUCUCUGUGACAUGACGUUAUCACCCUCGUAUUACAGGAAGUUCAAGAAGAGACUGAUUACGUGCCUUAGCCUUAUUAGUACGGACGGUGUCUAUCACAAGUAUUUAUAUAUCACCACCAAUUACACAGCGCUGUACAGAGUGUUCUUCCAGCUGAGCCCCCUAUGAGUACAGACCAUCUAGUUCUUACCGUAGUGUCAGUGAUGCUAUUACACGUGUAAGUAAAUGCUCUUCUAUUAAUCCCAACACCGUUCCUUUAUUCUCUGUAUGUAAAUACAGGUUUAGCCCACAAUAGCUGCGUCCAGUCUACGUGACGGGAGCACUUUCCCUCCAGCUCCCACGUUCAUUGUCAUCAUACUGUCAUCAACGUUUCCGGCUGUUAAAUGACUAAACUGUGUGUUUAUGCUGCUGACCAAAAUCGGAUGAGAAUCAUGUUUACAUCCCCAGGGACCAUUCUCCGCAGCGCGUUUCCCCCCUACCCCCACCAGCUCUGAUAAUGUAAUCUAAUCGCAGACCUGCAGAGGGCGCACCUAAUUCUCUACUGACACUUUAUCUGUGGACUGCUGCCUUGUGUUGUACUGUACAGUAAUAUAUGUAAAUAUAUAUUUAUCUCUGACCACAUAAUAAAAUGAUCCCUGACCCCUUG